Messenger RNA from Pseudovirgaria hyperparasitica, 1736 nucleotides. RefSeq lists its product as uncharacterized. The record is from RefSeq and is a predicted model, not a curated record. The transcript has a single exon. Gene Ontology annotation, molecular function: protein binding. Bases 74 to 1477 code for a protein of 467 amino acids. NCBI's taxonomy places the organism in Eukaryota, Fungi, Ascomycota, Dothideomycetes, Acrospermales, Acrospermaceae.
CCGUCGCGUCGUCUUGUAGCAUUACGAAACUCUGACAUGUCAUUUGAGGUUCCAGGACAGCGUGGUAGAAGAGAUGUCCCUGCUGACUGAUCUUCCUGCCGAGCUCUGCUUGCGUAUUUUAUCAUACUUGAGACAUGAUGAGCUUACCCAGCUCAUCCGAAUUAACAAGCCUUUCCAUCGCCUUGUCGAGCCCCUGUUAUGGACACACAUAGAGCUGCAUCCUCCUCGCUGGCAUCAAUUAUAUGACAUCAAACAACCUGCGCCGGACAUAGCGCCCGAGGAAAGACCUUACCAUCAUUGUCUGCCCGAGGAUGAGAAGGACCAUCUCUUUCGGCUCAAUAAUCGCUACGCGACGAAAUCAUUUGUGUUUUUCUUGCUAUUGGGUCGAUUAUUCAGAACGGAUAGGAAUCGCUUAAAUGAGUUGUGUUGUCAAGUACGAAGCCUUUGUUCUCCUAUUGAUCCCAUUGAGUGGCGAGACAGCUACAUUUCGGAUACAUCAUCACAGGCGGAUCUUGAAGACGCAAACCAGGUGGCUUCUUUAAAAGAUCUUCCUGACUUGUGGAAUUUUUUUCCGUAUUUCACGCGUCUGGAUAGACUAGAAUUGGCAACUUAUGGCCGCGAGCCGAGAUCCUUCCAUGCCUUCAACGACAUGCCACCACUGGCGGGACUACGGAACGUUACGCUCAUUGGGUAUGUUCCAGCGUACUUUGCGCAAUAUAUUCUCCGCAGCGGCACUUCUAUUGAACGGCUCACCCUGGGCUUGCUCGAUACUCCAAUUGGCAGUACGCUGUAUACACCAAUCAAGAACCCCGCAUCUGGAUGGAAGAAGAGAAAUGAGCCUUCCGAAGAGGAGGAAAGUGACAAAGAAAUACGAUGGUACACUGAAGACGACGACAGCGACUCGGAUGAGGACCUAGAUGGCGAAGCGGUCGCUCCUCGUCCAUUACUCUGGAUUCCUAAAGCAAUACCGCCACUUGAAAAUCUCAGCUAUCUACAUCUGCUGGCACCAUCUGAGUCAGUUUCUCCUGAUCAAUGGAGAGAUAUUGUAUGGUCCAAGGCCAGGGAAACCGCCUGUUUUGACGAGUGGGUGCGUCUUCUUCUUGCCGCUCACCAGAGCAUAAAGAAUCUUGUUAUCGAACAACGACCUGCUGAAUACGACAGGGAUGAUACCUUGGCGAGUAGCUCUGAGUACAUGAAAAACAAAGACGUACAAAGCGAGAUCAGACUAAUAACAGCCCUACGAAAUUUAGAAGGAGUGACAUUCCCAACACUGAAGACAGUCGACUUCUAUGGCUUUAAGGCAUAUGAAAAUUUGGCUGUUAGGGAGCCCGCUCUUAAUUUACGUAUCAAUGGCCUUCAAGCCAAUUACCACUUGGGGACGAUUUGUAAGUUUAAUAUUGAAUACGGAGAGACUGACGAGGAUGGCGACGGUAUGGGAGCAGAUUACUACGAAGAUGACCAGUAUGAUUCAUGGUAAUGGACCACAGCACGACACUAUGAAACAGUCCUAGGUAAUCUAUUACUAGGUGUAAGGAGCACAAUAUGAAAUUUAAGCACUUGUACAAUUGUAUCUUGUGGUAUAAUGACAGCCUAGAGGCACGUGUCCCAUAUGUACGUACAUAGGAAUUUAAGGGGACGGGAAGGAUGCCAGGCAAUGAAAAGUAUGGAAAUACUUUACAAGCUGGGUCGAAAGUUCACGCGGAUUUAAACAGUACGCGGUAAGUGACACAGGUGUA